Molecule: messenger RNA, 843 nt
Organism: Didymodactylos carnosus
Lineage: Eukaryota; Metazoa; Rotifera; Eurotatoria; Philodinida; Philodinidae
Source: the annotation of a GenBank genome assembly
AUGGCUCGUCGUUAUGAUACUCGUGCGACAAUAUUUUCGCCUGAAGGUCGUUUAUAUCAAGUGGAAUAUGCUUUAGAAGCUAUCUCACAUGCUGGUGCUUCAUUGGGGAUUCUCGCUGAAAAUGGUGUUGUUUUAUGCGGUGAGAAACGAAAUAUAAGUCCAUUAUUAGAUGACGUAAAAUAUUCAGAAAAAAUUUAUAAGAUACAUGAAGAUUUAUGUUGCAGUGUUAGUGGUAUAACCAGUGAUGCUAAUAUUUUAAUCAAUGAAUUACGAAUGAUUGGACAAAGAUAUUUAUUAACAUAUCAAGAACCGGCUCCCAUUGAAUAUAUUGUAUCGCGUUUGUGUAAUAUAAAACAAGCGUAUACACAAUUUGGUGGUAAACGUCCAUUUGGUGUCUCAUUUUUGUAUAUGGGCUGGGAUAAACAUUAUGGUUAUCAAUUAUAUCAGUCGGAUCCAAGUGGCAAUUAUGGCGGCUGGAAAGCAACGUGUGUUGGUCAUAAUUCACAAACAGCUAUAUCAAUAUUAAAACAAGAAUAUAAAAUUGGUGAAACAACAUUACAAGAUGCUUUACGUUUAGCUGUGCGAGUGUUUAGUAAAACAUUAGAUACAACAAAAUUAACAGCAGAAAAGAUUGAAAUUGCUGUACUAGAACAUGAUGAUAAAACGAAUAAAACAACAAUUCGAAUGUUAAGUGAACAAGAAUUACAACAACUGAUUAAACAAUAUGAAGAGGAACAAAACAAAUUAGAAACAGAAAGACAAAAGCAACAACAAGGACAAGGUAGUCAUCAGCAAACAACUACAAGUGGUGCUAGUGGAACAAUAUCAAAAGAUAAAAAAUAA